UUGUCAACAGGUGAAAUCCAAUCUGCUUACACAACUCAAAUCUUGUGUCAUAUAAAAUGUAGAAUUUUCAAAGAAGAUUUACUUUUCGAUACGCACUGGGAUCUGUAAAUGUUCUGAGAUUGUCUCAGCAGUAGCAUACUCACGCGAAAUAAUUCGCAGUCUAAGGGAGAGGGAAACCGCGCAAUUGCCAACAAAGUCUGUAGAGGUAUAACGUGUCAUUUUACCCUUCUUCAAAUGAAAGAAUUGAUAGAAGGGUAAUUUAUACAUGCACCCUACCAUACAUCUGCAAUUCAGGUAACGGUUACAUUUAGUAUUCAUUCCAAUCUUUGUAUACUUAUUUAUGUAUCAAAGUUUCACAUUCAGCAUGUGUGGGCACUUCAAAGCUUCAAGAACUUCUUCCUGUGAAUAGAUCUAAGAUACAAAUCAGAAUAGUUACUUUGCUUACAAUGGCAUGUGUAAAAACAAAAAUGUACUUCUUGUGGUUAUAAGGAGCAAUUUCUGUCUUGGUUACUAUUUUUCGUCGGCAUGUUCGGCGACGUAACAUUAGAAAAGGCGAUCGCGUUCACUCGAAUCAGCGUGGCUUUGACCUGUUGUUGGCCGCCUCGUUUCGCAGCUACCAAGUCUCAGAUAGUCCGUUUCAAAAUUCUCAGGUCGGCAGUGAUGCUAAACGCAUUCGCGCUCUUGUUUCCCCUGCUGUAUGCACUUUACGUGGAACGCGAUAACCCUAGCAACUUCGUUCAGGCGGCAUGCCUAACACUGGCUACUCUCCAGGUUCUCGUGCAAACGAUUUUUUGCAUUAGCCAGUACGAUCGUCUUCGGCGGUUGAUAGAAGAGAUGAUACUUUACUGCGAGAAAGCGAAAUCGUAUGAAAGUUACGUGUUCCAACGGUGCGCGCAAACCUAUAGCGCGUUUUAUGGAGUGUCUGCGAUCUGGUUCUACGUGUCAGCGUGUACCGUUGUCGUAGGAAGUGUGUUGAUAUCUCAGCCUUUUCCGACCAAAGCUGAAUAUCCGUUCGCUGUGGAUUACGAGCCCUUGAGAACGAUUAUUUUUCUUCAUCAAGCUCUAGUUGGUAUGCAAUGCGCUGCACAUGCAUGUAUCAACAUGUUUGGUGCUCUGCUGCUGUUGUUUGCGGCUGCACGGUUCGAGAUUCUGAUGAUGGAGCUGCGAAACAUCACCGACGUUCAUAGCCUGAUCGAGGGAGUAAACAAAUAUCACUCUGUGAAAAGAUACGCAAAGGAAGUGGUCAAGUGUGUUAAAUUAAUUGCCCUGAACACGCUAGGACUAUGCGGAGUGGCGCUUGUGCUAUGCGGCAUUAGUUUCAUCGGGCGCGUGCCGCUCACGAUAAAAUUGCAAUUCUUAUGCUUGGGUGGAACUGGAUUGUUAGAGGUAUUCAUGUGCGCCCUGCCAGCGGAUCGCUUGAUGGACGUAAGCCAAAACGCCAUCUCAGGUGCGUACGAAUCGUCGUGGUACGAGGAAACAUUGAGAAUGCAGAAGAACGUGCUUCAUAUGCUGAUACCACAGAAGGAGGUAGCCAUCAGGAUCAAGGCUAUCGUUCCAGUUCUCUCUUUGAACUACUACUGCUUGUAUGUCUCCAAUGUGAUAUCCCUGUUCACUGCUCUACGGGUCACAAUGAUGAAGCAUGACGAUAAAAGUACUACUAUCCAUCCGUAUUUCUUCAUCGGUUCGCUACACUCGUUUGUCAUGUUUGGAAACGUAACAUUCAAAAAAGCUAUCGCGUUCACUCGUAUCAGCGUGGCUUUGACCUUCUGUUGGCCGCCUCGUUCCAAAGCUACCAAGUCUCAGGUACUCCGUUUCAAGGUCCUCAGAUUAGGAGUAAUUCUAAGCGCAUUCGGGCUCUUUUUCCCCUUGACGUAUGCACUGUACGUGCAACGCGAUGACUUCACCAAUUUUGCUCAGGCGGGAUGUAUGUUACUGGCUAUUAUCCAGGUUAUCUUGCAGACGUUUUUCUGCAUCAACCAGUACGAUCGUCUUCGGCGGGUGAUAGAAGAGAUGAUACUUUACUGCGAGAACGCGAAGUCGUAUGAAAAUGUCGUGUUCCAACGAUACGUGGAGAGAUAUAGCACGUUUUACGGAGCGGCUGCAAUCUGGUUCUACGCGGCAGCGUUUACCGUUGUCGUGGGGAGCGUAUUGAUUCACCAGCCCUUCCCGACCAACGCUGAAUAUCCGUUCCCUGUCGACUACGAACCUUUGAGGACCAUUAUUUUCCUGCACCAAGGUCUAGUUGGUCUACAAUGCGCUGCCCAUGUGUCUAUUAGCAUGCUUGGCGCCAUGCUGCUGCUUUUUGCUGCUGCACGAUUCGAGAUUUUGAUGAUGGAGCUGCGAAACAUCACCGACCUUCAUAGUCUGAUCAAAGGUGUCGCCAAAUACCGCUUUGUGAGAAGAUACGCUGAGGAAGUGGCCAAGUGUGUUAAAUUAAUUGCCCUGUCUACAUUAGCGAUAUGCGGAGGGGUACUUGUGCUCUGCGGAAUUAAUUGCAUAGGGCAAGUGCCAUUCACGAUAAAAUUGCAAUUCUUUUUCUUGGGUGGAGCUGGAUUGUUAAAAGUAUUCAUGUGCGCGCUGCCAGCGGAUCACUUGAUGGACAUAAGCCAGAACGCCAUCCAAGGUGCGUACGAAUCGACGUGGUACGAGCAUCCAUUGACUCUGCAGAAGAGCGUGCUGUAUAUGCUGAUGCCACAGAAGGAGGUAGCUAUCAGUAUCAAGGGAAUCGUUCCAGCUCUGUCUUUGAAUUACUACUGUUCGUAUGUCUCCAAUGUGUUCACCAUUUUUACUGCUCUACGGAUGGUGAUGUUGGAGGAAGACGAUGAAAGCUGA
This is a messenger RNA of Hylaeus anthracinus, 2832 nucleotides long. RefSeq lists its product as uncharacterized. NCBI's taxonomy places the organism in Eukaryota, Metazoa, Arthropoda, Insecta, Hymenoptera, Colletidae. The coding region runs from base 526 to 2832 and encodes 768 amino acids. Gene Ontology annotation, biological process: sensory perception of smell; detection of chemical stimulus involved in sensory perception of smell. The record is from RefSeq and is a predicted model, not a curated record. Gene Ontology annotation, molecular function: olfactory receptor activity; odorant binding. The transcript is spliced from 13 exons. Gene Ontology annotation, cellular component: plasma membrane.